Messenger RNA from Truncatella angustata, 2067 nucleotides. RefSeq lists its product as uncharacterized. The transcript is spliced from 3 exons. The record is from RefSeq and is a predicted model, not a curated record. Bases 246 to 1940 code for a protein of 564 amino acids. Lineage: Eukaryota; Fungi; Ascomycota; Sordariomycetes; Amphisphaeriales; Sporocadaceae.
GUCCAGUCCAACUUGGCGUCUCAUUGCGUUCAAUCCAUCAUCAAGCUCAAUCAAGACAUCGACCUCUGCUCGAGAUACAGCGGAAACGAUGACUUAGCACCACUCGCUUGUCAACUCCAAUCCCGGCAUCUUGACCUCCCGACGUGUGCAAGAGUUCUUGAGGACUUGAAAAGACCCGCCCUUGGCUGCAGCAACCUAUCUUAGCCCCCUCAUGUCCAUGUGCGCCUUCGGGGCACUUCUUUAGCAUGGGCAGGCUCGGGCCCUUGACUUCCCAGGCAUUGGGCCGCUCACCCUACGAUGACGUCGUAGAGGGUACGGGUCAAGAUGAUCCUCAUGAGCCCGAACGGCAAUAUGAUGAGAAAGGUCGUGUCAUAAACCCAGAGACUAGGCAGAGGACCAAGAACGUCAUCCGUGCUCACAAUGAAGUAAUGGAAGUCAUUGGUGUGGCGGAGCCAGAGAACUCAAGCGAUUCGCUCGAACUUGUCAUGGCCAGGGACCAUCAAGCAUACGAGUCGGGAGCCGGCAGAAACUUGCUCAAUAUUGGACGGACGCUUGGUGUCCUCGGCAUAUGGGGUGUCCAUGGCGUGCGGCAAAGAAUCAUGCUCUACAGGCCAUACUCCAAUGUAGAGUUCAAGCGUCUAUGGGAAUACGAACGCGAGCGACGUUCCCUGAACCAGUUGAUGCUUGUUGGACUACCAUCCUUUGUGGUCAUGCAUGUCAUUCACUGGACGCGCUUGUCAGUCGACUGGGUACUCGACAAGCCAUUGUUGAGAGUCGCUCUCGGAUGGUGCCAAUUCCAUCUCCACUUGUUUCUGACUAUGCAGAGACUUGGGUUGAUACCAAGCUCGAAGUGGCUUCCCGGGCCCAAGUUCUUCAUUCCCUUCACCGAGAAAUCUCCCCUACCCGCCCCGCCACCCAUUGACAAGUUGAGUGCCGCGUCCAUUGGAGGCUGGAUCAGCCAUCUUGCUGUCAACAUGGCUCCGUAUGCCGCAUUCUUCCUUUGCGGUCGCAUUUGGAAUUAUGUUCACAUCAACCUGUGGCCACACGUACACGCACAGCUGCCAAAGCCUUCUAAGAAUGAGCACUAUGUGCUAAGACCGUUGCCGAUCGAGCCAAGACGGACAAUAGAAGAGGAUGAAUGGCACACCGUCCCUGAAUCCCCCACCCUUGGAGAUGCCGACCACGAGAUACGACACGGUAGGAGCCCAGAGCGAGACGUCCCUACUCUGCAAGCUCUGGAAGGCCAGGGGGCAAACACCGAUAAUGGAAUCCCGUUCGGCGCCAUCAGGAGACAAAGCACGUUUUCUAGCCGAGGUGGUGAUCAAGACUACGGCACCGACGAAGAAGAUGCCGAUAUGGUCAAUCCGACACUCAUCAGCUUCGACGUUGACACAAGCGAAUCUAAUGAGCAGCCAGCGGGCGUCUGGUCCGCAGAGCUGCGUCCUAGCUUUGCGGGAGAAGGACGGCAGCCGCCUCCGGACCAGCCAGUGUAUAUGGUUAACCCGCUCACUAAUUUGCCGGCUGUACUUGCCACAGAUAUCUUGACCAACUUCGUCACGUACAUCCUAUGUGCGCCCUUUGAUACCCUUGCCACCCGGGCGACGGCUCGGGCAUUCGCUCGCAGACGCGGCCUCCCCACAGCCAACAUGUACCAGAUGAGUCUCCUGGACGGCUUGUGUUGGCGGAACUUCGGAAACAUAUUCGGCAUCGAGAUAAUAAGGUUGUUGAUUUCAGGCGAGCUCUGGGCGCUGACGAGCAUCGUGUCGCAGUGGCUUCACGUCUCCGAGGAUGAGUGGAAGGAGUUCCAUAAAGAGGAACAAGAACAGAAGGAAAGAGACGAGGCGCUUGCUCGUCUGGAGCAGGCUGUGGACAUGUUGGAGGGAGAGGUUGCGGCCGAGCAUGCUGCCGCCGAAGCCCACCUACAAACUCCGGACCAAUGAAAGAAAAGCUGGGGUUGUACCCGUAACGUGCUUUGUAUUAUAAACUUGAGCUCGAUGCCAAUGGGGCUAGAACAUAACCUGCUCAUGUCUAUUAAUUUGACCAGCAAUCAGUAUUGGACUUUGGAAA